Ipomoea triloba (trilobed morning glory) is the source of this 1142-nucleotide messenger RNA. Its product is annotated as lipid phosphate phosphatase epsilon 1, chloroplastic-like. The record is from RefSeq and is a predicted model, not a curated record. The transcript is spliced from 5 exons. Gene Ontology annotation, cellular component: endoplasmic reticulum membrane; intracellular membrane-bounded organelle. NCBI's taxonomy places the organism in Eukaryota, Viridiplantae, Streptophyta, Magnoliopsida, Solanales, Convolvulaceae. The coding region runs from base 90 to 950 and encodes 286 amino acids. Gene Ontology annotation, molecular function: dolichyldiphosphatase activity. Gene Ontology annotation, biological process: protein N-linked glycosylation; lipid biosynthetic process.
GUGCCGGUCACUUGUUUGUUCUCCACGGACCACAGUCCACACUUUGCUGACGAUAUAGAGACAAGAAUUGAAUAUAAUACAACAAUAUAAUGUCGUGGGCGAAUCCAAUCAUCGUUAUCCGUCCGACAGCAGCAGUUGUUCCCCGUUUGAGGUUUCGCAAUCCCAGCAGUAGUUUUGUCGCCCUGAGACUGAGACUGAGAGCAGGAUUUCCGAGGAAAGUUCCUCGGAGGUCCGUGCACUGGAUUAGCAGAAGCCGCCGGAGCGUUGGAGUGGAGGAUGAGGACUACGGUGUUCUUCCCACAGGGUUCGAACUAGAACAAGAACACCUUAUUAAUGGGUCGUCCCAGAUUAAUAUUGUCGGAUUUUCUCAGCUUGAACCCACUCUCAACAAUAUGAGUAAAUGGGUGGUGGUUGCAGUCUUUGGUGCAAUUCUGCUAUGGAGGCAUGAUGCAGAAUCACUAUGGGCUGCAAUGGGCUCAGCUAUAAAUUCCGGUCUCUCAAUCAUUCUGAAGAGGAUGCUCAACCAAAAACGUCCUUCUACCACGUUAAGAUCAGAUCCCGGAAUGCCAUCUUCACACGCCCAAUCUAUAUUCUUCACAGCUACAUUCUCUAUUCUCUCAAUGGUUCAAUGUUUUGGACUGAAUGGUAGGACUGCAGCACUCAGCUGGCUUGUCUUUGCACUGGCCUCUUAUUUUUCAUGGUUAAGAAUUUCGCAGAAACUUCACUCAAUCAGCCAAGUACUUGUGGGUGCUGUUCUGGGCUUCUGCUUUUCUGCUCUCUGGUUUUGGUUAUGGGGUGCCGUUUUUAUGAAGACAUUCAUAUCAUCCCUGUUGGUCAGGAUCAUUGUGCUUCUUGGUGCUGCAGGAUUUUGUGUUGCCUUUAUCAUAUAUUUUAUUAGGCACAUUGAACAAGCAAGGCAGUUAAUGUCAUCAGGAAUAUCUACUUUUUGAUACUUUGACUUGAAUAUUUACUGUGUUGAUAAUUUUUUAUGAAAUUUAGCUUUUGGUUUACUUUGGUUAUAUGUUGUGCGGUGAAUUGUACAAUUGUAAAUGUAUAAUGACUAUAAUUUAAUUACGGUAUUCACCAUUUAAUUGUAAUGAUUUGUAACGGUUGAAAUCAAAAGUCCAACAUGUUCAUAUUCA